GGGCUUGUCCCUAGCAAGCCCGUGGGGUUGGUGGUGAUGAUGAUCGUCUUCUCCCUUGUUAAUCACCGCGGAUGGGUGGAUGGGGAAGGAGAAUUUAUCUUUGGGCGUCGGUCAUGAUGAUGAUGGUGGUGGUGGCGGUGGGAAGGGAGUGACUUUCGCUAACAAGAGCCGAGGAGAGUUGGCGGAUACCUGGGCAGUAGCAGCAGCAGCAGGCGUAACGAUGCAAGCCGCGCCGCAGGACAAUGGCCACGACCACGAGAAGCCGUGCCUCGGCGAGUCCCACGCGGUGAAGCUGGUGGAGCGCCUCUACGGGGUGAGCGUGGCGGGGGUGAGCCCGCUGGCGAGCUACAUCGACCAGAACUACCGCGUGCUGGCGCGCGACGGUCGCCAGUUCGUGCUCAAGGUCACCAACACGCGGGACAGCCAGCGGCCGCAGCUGCUCGAGGUGCAGAUGGCCAUGAUGAGGUUCCUGCAGGAGAGGGGCUUCCCCAUGCAGGAGGUGGUGGACAACGUCAGCGGGAAGAUCAUGUCGCUCGAGAGCAUCGACUGCGGCGAAGGAGAGAAGGAGUUCAACGUGCGGCUGCUCACGUACCUGCCCGGCGUGCCGCUGUCCAGGGUGCUGGCGGAUGGCAGCCUGUACUACCAGGUGGGCAAGCUGGCAGCGAGCAUCCACCAAGCCCUGGAGCAGUUUGAGCACCCGUUCCUGCACUCCCUGCAACGAGACGAUUUCAUCUGGAACCUGUCAAACACCCACCUGCUCGAGUCCUACCUCUUCGCUCUGGACGGCGACCCCAACCAGGGUCUGGUCAGGGAGGUCAUCGCCAAGUUCCGCGAGGAGAUCCAACCCAACCUGCACAAGUUUACCAGAUGCAUAAUCCACGGUGACUUCAAUGACGACAACAUCCUGGUGCAGGAGGUGGCCGCGGGAAGCGAGCAGCAGCAGGGGCAGCAGCAGCAGGGGCAGCAGCAGGGGCCCAAGUCGGCGGAGGGAGCGCCGCGGCACCGCGUCUCCGGCAUUGUGGACCUCAACUCGAUGAUGUUCGGCUACCACGUGUACGACCUGGCCAUGGCCAUCAUGUACAUGAUGGUGGAGAGCGGAGAGGCGAUGGAGGCCGGGGGUCACGUCCUGGCCGGCUACGAGAGCGUGCAGCCCCUCACCGAGGACGAGAGGAGGGCCGUUUACUUCCUGGUGGCGUGCAGGUUCUGCCAGUCGCUGGUCAUGGCCCGCUAUACGAUCCUGCGGUACCCGCAGAACGCCGACUACCUGCUGAUAACGGCGCGCACCGGCUGGGUGAAGCUACGCGAGCUCUGGACCAGGGGCCUGGAGGACAUGCAGAGGCUGUGGUCCGAUGUUGCGGCACGGUACAGAAACUAGAACCGCAGUGGGGAUCGAGCGGACGGCGAGGAGAGAGAAGGGGGAGUUUGUGGGGGGGGGGGG
Messenger RNA from Petromyzon marinus (sea lamprey), 1438 nucleotides. RefSeq names its product hydroxylysine kinase-like. The record is from RefSeq and is a predicted model, not a curated record. Gene Ontology annotation, molecular function: amino acid kinase activity. NCBI's taxonomy places the organism in Eukaryota, Metazoa, Chordata, Hyperoartia, Petromyzontiformes, Petromyzontidae.